ACCAUGCUUUACAUUUUAACCAGCAACUAGUGACUGAUGAGGUUGAAAAUCGUUGUAAUAUUAUCUUAAUGAUUGUUUGUCAUAAGUGCACACGCACAUCGGGAUAUCAGCUGCCGAACAUCCCCUGUCUUAAAUCAUCAAUGUCGAUACACGUGCAUUCAUGAAAUUUUUGAGAAUUUACCAUGGAUACGAACGAUUCAGACGAGAAAGUUAGAAUGACCGGAGGUUCUUUUGCAAAUGAAGACACAUCUCUAGUCGUGUCAACACAACCAAAAACCAUCUCCAGAAGGGAGAGUGAAGCCCGAAAUAAAUCAGCAUUCAAUGGACCUUUUGAUGACCGUUAUUGUGAAAGAAAUUGGUCGUCUGGAAUAUGUGCAUGCGGUAAAGAUGAAAAGAGAAGCGGUUGUUGUUAUUUCUGUUGCUGGCCUUAUUUUAAAUACAUGAUUGCAACCAGAUUAGGAGAGACGCCAUUUAUGGCUUUAAUUCCAUGUGCAGCAUUUGCGUUGAGAAUUAAAGUUAGGACUUUAUUUGGAAUCAAGGGUUCUCUUGUAAGUGAUUUUUGGACUACGUGUUGUUGUGAACCAUGCGCAGUGUGUCAGAUGACGAAGGAACUUGAUAGUAUUGGCAUGUAAAAUGUCUCUGUCGACAGAAAAUGAGGAUUUUGUCUCUAUCUAUGAUUAGUGUCUAAUAGUUUAAGGGUUUCUAUGGUUAGUGCAUAAUAUUUCAAUGGUUUCUAUGAAGAAUAUCCAUUGUUUCAAGGGUAUUUAUAAUGAAAGAAUGCUAUUUCAAAGGAGUAAUCAAGUGUUCAAAGUCUGAUAUUGUAAACUAUGUUGAGACUUCUGCAAUUCUCGAAUAGCCAAUUUAAGUUUUUUAUUCAGAUAUUCUUGGAUACACACGAGGCAAAUAUAUCAAAUCAUUUAAAUAGAGCGUGGAUGAUGAAGUCCAGGUUUUCCGUGAUACAAAUUAUGUAUACAACCGUUUAAAGACAGAAUCAUU
Molecule: messenger RNA, 996 nt
Organism: Mytilus trossulus (common blue mussel)
Lineage: Eukaryota; Metazoa; Mollusca; Bivalvia; Mytilida; Mytilidae
Product: placenta-specific gene 8 protein-like
Exons: 4
Coding region: 183-632 (149 amino acids)
Source: RefSeq, a predicted model, not a curated record